This is a messenger RNA of Durusdinium trenchii, 207 nucleotides long. Lineage: Eukaryota; Dinophyceae; Suessiales; Symbiodiniaceae. The record is from the annotation of a GenBank genome assembly.
GUCUAUGACGUGGCUCCUGAAACUUGUGCAAAAGGAAGCGUUGUCUUCCUGCUCCACCUGCAGGAGGCUGACCCGCUCAGAGCUGCAAGACAUGGUGCCACCAGUGCAAAGAAGCAAGAACCACACUGCGCCGGAUGGAGCCAGGGGCUAACAGGUUUAAACAUGAGAUCACGGGUGCAUCAUUUGAUAUCACGCAUUUGGUUUUGA